Molecule: messenger RNA, 1071 nt
Organism: Mizuhopecten yessoensis (Yesso scallop)
Lineage: Eukaryota; Metazoa; Mollusca; Bivalvia; Pectinida; Pectinidae
Product: retinoic acid receptor responder protein 3-like
Exons: 3
Coding region: 61-573 (170 amino acids)
Biological process (GO): N-acylphosphatidylethanolamine metabolic process
Cellular component (GO): cytoplasm
Molecular function (GO): A2-type glycerophospholipase activity; glycerophospholipid phospholipase A1 activity
Source: RefSeq, a predicted model, not a curated record
UUAAUGCAUGAACUUAAAUUUUCAUUUUCAGCGUAAACUGAUAUUUGCCCCAUUCGUAAAAUGAAAGGAUUCUUCCGUAAGAUUAAAGGAAGUUUGGAAUGUUUUUCUGCAUCAAGUACAGAUUUAUCAAAAUCCCUGUCAUGCGUGGAGUCAAUCAGAUCUCAGAGAGCCAGGAUCGAAAGAAGUCUGAGGAAACGGAAACGUGGCGACAUGAUUAAGAUGAUACGAAAAGGUUUUCUGCACUACGCCAUAUAUAUAGGCAGAGACAAGAUCGUUGAUUUAGUCGCAGAUAAUGGUGGUGAAGUUAGCUCACGUAAUCUAUACGAGACUGUUGGUGACAGCGAAUGUGCGAUCGACAACUACUUGGACGAGCAGCGCAGUCCCUACAGCAAGAGGCGGGUUGUACAGCGGGCAUUAUUGUCGAUUGCGGACCAGCAUAUAUACAGCCUAGGAACAUACAACUGUGAACAUUUCGCGACGUGGUGUCGGUAUGGGUACAAAUGUUGCCAUCAGCCGUGUGAAGUGGCCGCCAUGUUUGGAGCUAUAAGUGAAUCAAGCCUUUCCUCAAGCUGAUGAACCCGUCUUUAUAUGACAAGGAUGUUAAACUCCAAUUAAAGUUAAAUGAUAUUUUUAACAUAUAAAUAUGUUUUGAAAUAUGUAUGCACACGUCAGAUGUUAAUUCUUGUAGUAUUAAUUCAUAGUAAAAAUUAAAUCCUAAAUUUGCUAUUGUGUAUAAAAUAUUAAAAAAAACAGCAGUGAAGUGAUCAGAGUCUCUCAAAUGUAUUGACACGUGACUUUAUCAUCCCGUAAAGAGUUCAGAAAAAAGUAUUUUCCUGUUGAAACGACAUAUGUAGCAGAGACUUACUUUAGUAUGCACUAAACGUGUGGUAAACCAGAAUUUGCUAGGUAUUUUUGUCAAACAAACUACAUUUGUAAUUGGUACCUACUUCGUUUUGUCGUUUUAAAGAUGAAGUACUCAUCGACAUACCAGCAGGCAAAUACUAGUGUAUUUGCGGUGAGUAUUAGCACGGAGUGGUUUUUUUUCACUUUCGAUGAUGAUGAUGAUGAUGA